AUGGCGGAAGCAGGCCCUUCCACGCCGCGCACGCGGCGCGCACGCCGGCCGCCACCCACCUCGCUGCCGGACCACUUUUCGCGCAAAGGCUAUCUGUCGGUCUCGGACCUCGUCGGGCCGUCAUGGUGCGAGUACGCGUACCAGUACAACAUCCUCUCGCUCUCGCACCUCCCUCCCGCUCUGCGGCCAGAGACCAUCACGACGGAGGCGGGGCAGACGCUCGCAGCAGCAGCCGACCUCGUAGCCGCCAAGGAGGUGACGCUGCAGGCGGGCAAGGCGGUGCACUCGGUGCUCGAGGCCCAGGUCGCUCCCGUGCAGGUGCACGUCGAAACACACACCAAGGAGGAUGCAUGGGCGCUGAGACUGCUCAAUCUGUGGUGCGAUAUCCGCAGCCUCGUACAGCUCCAACCCAAGCCGCCGGCGAAAGGGAGUACCAAGGGCAAGGAGGCGUGCGUGCGCGAGAUCCCCGUGUAUGGCUGGAUCCACGAUGUGUUUGUCAUGGGCGUCAUCGAUGAGCUCUCCAAACGGCCACUCGCAGCCGCGGCCGACAAACCCAAGGUUUGGGCGAGCCAGGAAGAGUGGAAGAAGGAUGCGCAGCGCAAAGCGAAGAAGAGCGAUGCCAAACCCGCACGCACGCUCACCGCAUUCUUCAGCACGGCCACGCCUGCAUCGCAGCCCACAGAGGAUGUAGGGCCAUCGCAGGAUGCAGAGCCAACAAAGGAUGCAGGGGCGGAAGGAUGGGGCUACUUUCUGACGGACACCAAGACGCGCUACUCGGCAUGGGUGCCAGCCGAAGACGACCAGCACAGUGCGCGCAUGCAGUGCAUGACGUACAAGCGGCUGCUUGACGGCCUUUGCCUUGGUGCGCUCCCCUCAGCCUCACACCCCGAGUACGAUUUGGACCCAAGUGCGACGUCGAUGGAUUGGCCACGGACGUUCCGCCACCUCGGGCUGGAUGGAGACCGGCCGCUGUCGGCGUCGUUUGUGCGCGAUGCCACACCCGUGUGCGAGAGCUGGGGCACGGAUCUGGCGCUGUUCGUGGCGCAGCACGAUGCAGACAUGUGUACGCUCCACCACAUCCGGCUGCUGCUCGACUCGGCCCUACGCGAGUGGGUCCACGACGCCCAGCGCGGCGCAUCCCAGCCAAAGUGUCCAUCCAUCCAGGGGCUCGAACUGUGCUACCGCUCUCGGCGCAAACGACGUGCGUCGGCAGAGGAGCACAAAGACGCCAUCAUCGGCGUGGUCAAGUUUGCUCACGACGCAGCAGCGGUGGAUGCAUUCCUCGCCGACGCGGUGAGCAUGUGGAAGGGCCAACGUGCGCUGGUGGCACGACCAAGACAACAAACAGGAAGAAGACCAGGAUAUCGAUGA
Molecule: messenger RNA, 1371 nt
Organism: Moesziomyces aphidis
Lineage: Eukaryota; Fungi; Basidiomycota; Ustilaginomycetes; Ustilaginales; Ustilaginaceae
Source: the annotation of a GenBank genome assembly